Molecule: messenger RNA, 4034 nt
Organism: Hemibagrus wyckioides
Lineage: Eukaryota; Metazoa; Chordata; Actinopteri; Siluriformes; Bagridae
Gene: angpt1
Product: angiopoietin 1
Exons: 9
Coding region: 555-2141 (528 amino acids)
Biological process (GO): angiogenesis; Tie signaling pathway
Molecular function (GO): receptor tyrosine kinase binding
Source: RefSeq, a predicted model, not a curated record
ACAUACACACACACACACACACAAACACACGCACGCACACACAUUCCUUUCCAGUCACUCUGAGGGGCAGGCACAGAGCAUGCUAGAAGCCUAAAGCAAAGAAUCCUGCAGUCGCUUGGUCACAGACAGAACUGAGUUCGCAGAACAUGACAGAGAGAGCGAGUGCACCAGGGGAGGUCUGACGGCACAGUUCAUACUCUGCAUGCUGCAUCUCCUAAUGGACGCCUGGCUUCAGAACCUCAACCACACGGUGCUUAUGUAAUACCUGUCAAUUUAUACAAUGUGCACAAAUCUUUUCAAGACACUGCUUUUUUCUUCAAGAGGAUACAUUGAACAAGAGCUCUGACAAGAGUGAGGAUACAACCAGACCAGCAAUGUUCUCCACAAGUUCUUUCAUAAGGAGGUCCCAUAUGGACACUGCAUAUCUUGAACCACUGGACACUCUAACGGGCUUCUGAUUCAGGAUUAGUUAAAGCAACAAGAUAUAUCCAGAGGAAUCCUCUAAAAGAUCUGCUUGACAGCUCUGUAUCUCAGAUCGUUUUCCUGGUGCUGACAUGCUCUGGUGGACACUUACCUAUCGUUCCCUGUGUUUAGCAGCUCUGCUGGUGGUGGCCAGUUGUAUUGGGGGUGAGCAGAAGAAACCAGGAGAUGAAGGAUCACGGAGCUCCUCUGGGAGAGCCAGCAGCACGGGCAGCAGCGCAGGAGGUUCGUCUAGCCGUAGAUACCACCGGCUCCAGCAUGGUCAGUGUACCUACACCUUCAUCCUCCCAGAAGCCGACGGAAACGCAGGUGCAUCCUGCCGCGAGACGAAAGCAGGCACUCAGAACAAUGCUAACUCACUUCAGAGAGAUGCUCCUCCACCUGAACCUGACUACUCCAACCAGAAGAUUCAACAGCUGGAGCACAUCAUGGAGAACUACACACAGUGGUUACAGAAGAUUGAGAACUACAUCAAAGAGAGCAUGAAGGCAGAGAUGGCACAGUUACAGCAAAGCGCCGUCCACAAUCGCACGGCGGCCAUGCUGGAAAUGGGAACCAAUCUUCUCUCCCAGACGGCUGAACAAACCCGCAAGCUGACUGAUGUUGAGACUCAGGUUUUGAAUCAGACAUCCAGGCUGGAGAUUCAGCUGCUGGAGAACUCGUUGUCCACAAACAAGCUGGAGAAGCAGCUCAUGGUGCAGACCAAUGAGAUCAGUAAACUCCAUGAUAAGAAUGGAUUUCUGGAGCUGAAGAUGCAGGAAAUGGAGUCGAGGCACAGGGCGGAGCUGGAAGUGCUAAGGGAGGAAAAGAGCAAUCUCCAGGCACUUGUGGUCAGGCAGAGUGGUGUGAUUCUUGAGCUGGAGGCCCAGCUGGGCAAAGCCUCGGGUAACAGCACAGUGCUGCAGAAACAACAGCAGGACCUGAUGGACACUGUGCACAGCCUUCUCAACCUCUGCUCCAAGGAUGGAGUGGUGCCCAACAGCACGAAACAAGCCGACGAGGAGAAGAAAUUCCGGGACUGUGCUGAUCUCUAUGAGGCAGGAUUCCAGAAAAAUGGCGUCUACACCAUCAACAUUAGUCCACAAGAAACUAAAAAGGUAUACUGUAAUAUGGAAUCUGCUGGCGGAGGAUGGACAGUAAUUCAACGCCGUGAGGAUGGUAGUGUCGACUUUCAGAGGACAUGGAAAGAGUACAAGACGGGCUUUGGGAGUGUGUCAGCUGAGCACUGGCUGGGGAACGAGUUCGUGUACAUGCUGACCAGCCAGAGACAGUACGCUCUGCGUGUGGAGCUCACUGAUUGGGAUGGACAUCAGGCCUUCUCGCAGUAUGACCGCUUUCACAUAGGCAGUGAAAAAAACAAGUACAGAUUGUCGUUAAAGAGCCACAGCGGGACAGCAGGCCGGCAGAGCAGUCUGGUUAUCCAUGGAGCAGACUUCAGCACCAAAGACAUGGACAAUGACAACUGCAUGUGCAAGUGCGCCUUGAUGUUGACCGGAGGCUGGUGGUUUGAUGCCUGUGGUCCAUCCAACCUGAACGGGAUGUACUACACCCAGGGACAGCAUGUUGGCAAACUCAAUGGCAUCAAGUGGCACUAUUUCAAAGGGCCGAGUUACUCUCUCCGUGCAACUGCCAUGAUGAUCCGACCUCUGGACAUUUCGUAGACCUUUUUCCAAACCCACUUUCAGAGACCUUUUUCCAAACCAUGUAGGUGGGAACGUGGUGAAAAAGGGGUUAUAUUUGAGGCGAUGGUUCAUUAUAUAACAGGACACCUUAUAAGUGGUUUGGUAUGCUACGUUACAUGUACUGUACGAUAGAUGGAUUGUGUGACACUCAUUUGCAAUAAACAACCUUUUAUGGAAAAAAGGCAUCAUGAGAAGAGAAGAGAAGAGAAGAGAAGAGAAGAGAAGAGAAGAGAAGAGAAGAGAAGAGAAGCGGCUUCUAUUAUUAUCACAGGAGAUGAUUAACUCUCUGGGUUUUAAAGAGAGCAUUCUUGGCUGGCUUUUAUUUUUAUAUAUCAGAGAUAUGAACUCGAGUGCCAUUGCUGGGUCACUGUCAGCUGCUGAGCUGAGCAAAUAGGAGCUCUGAUAGGAGACUGGGUGAUACUGCACACGUUUAAGCCUGUGGCUUAUUCGGUACCCCAGUGAACUGCAGCAGCUGGAAAGAUUUUAGGAAACCCAAAGUGAGCCAAUGACUUGAACAUUUUUUUGUACAAACAUUGUUGUUGCACAGUUACCACUGACACAUAUAUUGUAUUAUUACCUUGUUUUGUACCUACACACAUUUUUGUACAUUAUCCUUGUCAAAACCAGGAAGAAAUCCUAUUAUACAGCUUCCAAAAGUCGUGAAAGACGCGUUUGAUGUGGAACUUAGAGAAUAGGGUUUGGCUGUUGGUACUUUAUGCCAGACUGAAUCCAGUUUCUAUUAUUACCAGCGAUUCUAUUAAUACUGGCUAUUAUUACUUCUAUGACCUUUAGGUGCAUUAUGGCUAGCAGUCACAAUUAGACUACAGGCCAGGGUUCGCGUGUACAAUACGGACUCUUUUAGUUAGAAUUCAGUUAGCUGAAUGUAUGUAAGAAUGUAUGUAAAAAGGAUUCCCUGCUGUAAUAUACACCUUGUAUAAUUAUUCAUUAAACCCAUUGUGAAUCAAAAUGUGAGCAGAAGAAAAGCCCAAUUUUCUUGAGGUGCAGGCACUGUCCAGGGCCAGGAGACGAGAAACUCUGACUUUGACUUUGAGCAUCAUAAUAAGAAACUGCAGCCUGCCCUUCCUUCACCAAGAAUAACAAAGAUUAAUUAUAGUAUCCAUUAUUUUUACAUACAGUUAAUAUUUUUUUUACAUGUUUUAUGCAUACGAUCAAUGUUUUACAUAGCAGCUUAAAUAUGGAUACAGUGCAAAUGUAUCAUUUUAAUAUGCAAAAAUUUAUGUCUUUUUGUAUCUCUUUACUGUCUGGAGUAUGGAUUGUAUUUUCAUGUUGUGAAUCACAUCCAGUAUCCUAAAACUGACCUAAAACACUCACAAUAUCAUUUGACAAGUCGUGAAGAAUACAGUUAUUUUUUUUUUAUUUUUAUUUUUUUAUUUUUGUUCAUCUGUGAAGUUGCAAAUGUUGUUUUAAUACGUCCCAGCUGAAGGACAGUAAAAAGUGAAAUGGCUCCUUUUAGUGCACUGUAAAUUCAUAACUAACGGUAUGGAACAACUACAACUAUAUAGUUAUCUGUUUUGUGUUACUAAAAAAAAAAAAAGCAGGUUAUUUUAUAGAUAAGCCAUACAGCAUCUGGAGCAUAUAAAAUAAUAGCAUGCCAUUUAUUAACAUACUUUAAAAUACUGUAAUUUAAUGUGUGUUCCUUGCUGUCUUGAGGAAAGAGGGGUUUUUUUAUAUUGUCUCAGAGCCAUAGGAGCUGCUCUGAAUAGAAUUAGCUGAACUAAUAAUUCUAGUGCAGGCUGCCUUCAAAACAUUACUAUUACCUCAUAAAAUUGUACAUUUUCCAUUUUAUUUAAACACUUCAUUCGUUGUAACAGUCAACAGUUUGUGAUGUCUAAAUAAAAAUAAAAGAAUGCA